Messenger RNA from Lactuca saligna, 1161 nucleotides. Lineage: Eukaryota; Viridiplantae; Streptophyta; Magnoliopsida; Asterales; Asteraceae. The record is from the annotation of a GenBank genome assembly.
AUGAUGAAUUCACAACCUGCAACACAUACCAUAAGGUCUCAUGGCCUAACCAUAUCCAGGAUUCACAUGCAUGAUUGGUUGAUUCUUGCACUACUACUAGCGAUCAUGGGGCUUCUAGGUCUUCUCCAUCCUUUCCAUCGUUUUAUCGAAAAAGACAUGAUGGUCGAUCUCAAGUAUCCGAUGAAGCCUAGCACUAUCCCAUUUUGGACAGUUCCUCUAUAUGCAGUUCUAUUGCCAAUUGCUAUCUUCCUGGCAUUCUAUCUUCGUAGAAGAGAUGUUUAUGAUCUUCACCAUGCAGUACUAGGGCUUUUGUUCUCUGUUUUUAUCACUGGUGUUAUAACAGAAGCUUUAAAAGGAGCAAUCGGCCGACCUCGCCCAGACUUUUUCUGGCGAUGUUUUCCAGACGGAAUAGAUGUCUAUGAUCAAUGGGGAGAUGUUAAGUGUCAUGGUGAUAUCGAUGUUGUAGGACAAGGCCAUAAAAGCUUCCCAAGUGGGCAUAGUUCAUGGUCUUUUGCGGGUUUGGGAUUUUUAUCGCUCUAUUUAUCUGGAAAAAUAAGAGCUUUUGAUCAACAAGGUCAUGCUGCGAAGCUAUGCAUAGUGUUUCUCCCUUUGAUUGUUGCAUCUCUUGUUGCCAUUUCUAGAGUGGAUAACUAUCGGCAUCACUGGCAGGAUGUAUGUGUAGGAGGCCUUAUAGGUAUCACAAUGGCCAUAUUUUGCUACUUGCAGUUUUUUGCACCACCAUAUCAUGCUAAAGGUUGGGGACCUUAUGAUUUCUUUCGGGCUUUAGAGGAGUCUUAUGCAAAUGCUAGUAAUGUGGGUGAAGUAGAAGUUCAACAAAAUGAGAGGAAUAAUGAUUUGGCAAUGGGGUCUUCAGUGGAUUCACAUAUGUCAGCAAAUGAUCUUGAAUCUGGUAGGUGUUAGUUGUGACGUUUUGAUAAUACUUAAAGACUAGGUUGAUUUGUUUAUAUGGUUGGCUAAUGUUGUACAUGUUUUUCGAUUGUAAACUUGUAAUCUAUUUGUAUCUGGUUGAGACCCAAACCGAAUCGUAUAGAAUACUAUGUCUAGAGAGAGUUAAAAAUUGCACAUAUGGUUAUGUUUUGUAGUUACAUGUAAUGAUAUUAUUGUUCGAGUAAAUUUGGUGUAGUAUUUUUAGCAUUCAAG